This is a messenger RNA of Penicillium manginii, 198 nucleotides long. RefSeq lists its product as uncharacterized. NCBI's taxonomy places the organism in Eukaryota, Fungi, Ascomycota, Eurotiomycetes, Eurotiales, Aspergillaceae. The transcript has a single exon. The coding region runs from base 1 to 198 and encodes 65 amino acids. The record is from RefSeq and is a predicted model, not a curated record.
AUGGCCGCUGUCGUCGCUGCACAACUCGCUCGCCCUACUAUUCGGCACUUCUCUGCCCACCGUCCACGUCCCGAUAGCCGUGCAGCUCGCGCCGUGACUACUUCCUGCUUGGCCGCCGCUGUGGCACUCCCUUUUAUUCCACCGGCUCUGGAAAGCUCGCGCCAGAAGAGCUCUGGAUUUCCAGAAGGCAAUAAGUGA